Molecule: messenger RNA, 1591 nt
Organism: Carassius carassius (crucian carp)
Lineage: Eukaryota; Metazoa; Chordata; Actinopteri; Cypriniformes; Cyprinidae
Product: lanC-like protein 2
Exons: 9
Coding region: 292-1506 (404 amino acids)
Biological process (GO): peptide modification; carbohydrate metabolic process
Cellular component (GO): plasma membrane
Source: RefSeq, a predicted model, not a curated record
CUUCAUCUUCAUCACCCGCCGGAAGUGAGGAAGGAAAGGACCGGGUUACUCUGAUCAGACCGCGUCGCGUGCAUCGCUUCUGAAUGAACACAUUCACCGGAAUUCUGCACUGGACCUGACUGGAGGCAUGGACAGAGCGCUGAAUAGUGUUAGAGUGACUCCUGACCUUCAUCAGUAGCCUCACCCAUCAUCAUCAUCAGCAGCAGCUGCAGCAUCAGGACCAGCUCAGUUCAGACGGCAAAACCGAAACGCGUUUCUGCUGGAGUGUGUCCAUGGCGGGCCUCCGUCGCGAUGGGCGAGAGUAUGUCGAAGCGGCUGAAGCUAGUCACCGGCUCCGAGGCAGAGAUGGAGGAGCGCAGCUUCAUUAACCCGUUCCCGGACUGGGAUCAGAGCCUUUCCGUGUCCUCAGACCCAGAAGAACACAGUGGAGGGAACGAGCCGUGUGAUGCCGACGGAAAGAUCAGUGAUGCCUUUCAGAAGAAGGUGCAAAGCAAGAUCAAAGAUCUUCUCCAACAGAUGGAGGAGGGCCUGAAGACUGCAGAUCCACAUGAUUUCUCCACCUACACAGGCUGGACAGGCAUCGCCCUGCUGUACCUGCAGCUCUAUCGAGGGACACAGGACGCCUCGCACCUGCACCUGAGGAACCUGAACGGACGGCGCGUGUCCUUCCUGUGUGGAGACGCCGGGCCUCUGGCUGUAGGAGCAGUGGUUCAUCACCUCUUAAUGAACCAGAGCGAGUCCCAGGACUGCCUCACCAAACUGCUCCAGCUCCAGCUCCAGCUCCAGCGCUCCGACGCUCCGGACGAGCUCCUGUACGGACGAGCCGGAUACCUGCACGCCCUGCUGUAUGUGCACACAGAGAUCGGGCCGCACGCGCUGGACGAGGCCACCAUCACCACGGUGGUGACAGCUAUUCUGGAGUCAGGGAAGAAGCUGUCUAAAGAACAGAAGAAGUCUGAGCGCUGUCCCUUGCUGUACGAGUGGCAUCAGAAGCAGUAUGUGGGAGCAGCUCACGGCCUGGCAGGCAUUUACUACACACUCCUGCAGCCGAAUGCUAAAGUCAGUCAGGACAGUCUGAAUGAGCUGCUGCGGCCCAGUGUGGAUUACGUGCGGCACAAGAAGUUCCGCUCGGGCAAUUACCCAUCAUCCCUCAGCAACGAGACGGACAGACUGGUGCACUGGUGCCACGGAGCUCCUGGAGUGAUACAUAUGCUCAUCAUGGCUCAUAGAGUCUUCAGGGAGGAGAAGUACCUGCGAGACGCAGCUGAGUGUGGAGAGGUGAUUUGGCAGAGAGGUUUACUGAGGAAGGGUUAUGGACUCUGUCACGGCACGGCAGGGAACGGAUACGCCUUCCUCUCGCUCUACCACGCCACACAGGACAAGAAGUACCUGUACCGGGCCUGCAAGUUUGCUGAAUGGUGUCUAGAUUACGGGACUCACGGCUGCCGCAUUCCUGACCGGCCGUAUUCCCUUUUCGAAGGUAAACUGAUCAUCAUCUGUCAUUGAUAAAACACUCUUCACUAUUCUCAAAAAGUCGUGGAUUAAAUGUAAUAUUACAUUUCAACUUUACUCGUUAAAUUAAUGAAAUAAU